Molecule: messenger RNA, 834 nt
Organism: Ziziphus jujuba (common jujube)
Lineage: Eukaryota; Viridiplantae; Streptophyta; Magnoliopsida; Rosales; Rhamnaceae
Product: glutathione S-transferase U9
Exons: 2
Coding region: 30-728 (232 amino acids)
Biological process (GO): glutathione metabolic process
Cellular component (GO): cytoplasm
Molecular function (GO): glutathione transferase activity
Source: RefSeq, a predicted model, not a curated record
UACUCAAAUUUAGGAGACAAAUUAUAGAGAUGGAGGAAAACAAAGUGACAUUACAUGGAGUGUGGGCUAGCCCUUACUCCAAGAGGGUGGAAUUGGCUUUGAAAUUGAAAGGUAUUCCAUUUGAAUAUGUGGAAGAAGAUUUAACGAACAAAAGCCCUUUGCUUCUUAAAUACAAUCCUGUGCACAAGAAAAUUCCUGUGCUUGUCCACAAUGGAAAACCCAUUUGUGAGUCACUUGUCAUUCUGGAAUACAUUGAUGAAACUUGGAAAGAUGGUCCUCAACUCCUUCCUCAAGAUCCCUACAAGAGAGCCCAAGUUCGUUUCUGGAUCAGCUAUCUCCAGCAGCAGGUGUUUGAGUGCAUGUCCUUAGCAAUCACAAGUGAUGGAGAAACACAAGAGAAAGCCAGCAAGGAACUGUUUGAGAAAUUAAAAGUGUUUGAAGAGGGAGUGAAAGAGUUUUUCCCUGAUGGAACUCCUUGUGUUGACAAUAACAGUGUUGGAAUUCUAGAUAUUCUAUUGGUUUCGUUAUUUGGUGCCCACAAAGUUCAGUCAGAAGUGCUGGGAAUAAAAAUAAUAGACCAAGAGAAAAAUCCACUGCUAUUCUCUUGGAUUACAGCCAUAACUGAGCUACCUGUGGUGAAAGAGAUAAUCCCUCCUCACGACAAGCUUGUUGCAGUUCUUCAUACUAUCAGAAAUGCUGGCCUUAAAUCUCCUGCUGCUUUACCGUAGUUUUUGUGCAAAAUAGUAUAUGCAUGGUAACCUCGGAAAAAGGUUCACUAUUUGUUUGCUUCAAUAAGGCCAAAGAGUCAUUCUGUAACAAAUUUCAAACACUAUU